CACUUGAGAGCGAGACGCGCGCAUAACGGUCCUCACUCAAAGGACUGACUGCAUCUUCAAAAAAAUAUUAUGGAAUGCCAUUGAUCUCUCCCACUGAAACAAACAUGGGAAGAAAAGCUUGAGACAAGAAGUGGAGUUCGGUAGCAAUACACGCCAUGGCUGCCCAUCGCAUUCGAUCAGCGAACAGCAACGCUGUGCUCCCUCGCUGCAGAUCUGAGGGUGCUCUCAUCGAUCUCAGUGAAGGAGUGUCAGAGGCCACCCUUACAGAUGUUAAAGGGCCUUCACCUAGUGCCUUGCGACUGGAUACUACUGCCUCAUUUGGAGCUGUCAGGGAAGUGAUUGCCAUUAAGGAUUACUGUCCGUCCAGCUUUACCACACUCAAGUUCUCAAAGGGAGACUGUCUUUAUGUUAUAGACACAUCGGGUGGAGAGUGGUGGUAUGCACACAACAGCAAAGAGAUGGGAUACAUCCCAGCUGCUUACGUCCAUCCGAUCAAUUAUCGAGAUUCCACGUUCAGUGAUAGCGGCAUGAUUGACAGCCUAAGUGACGUUUCUGAGGGAGUGAAAGAAAUGGAUAUCUCUGGAGAGUGGACGGGGUCUGCCAAAACCACAGAAUCUAGAAAUGACAAUCCUUUUGUUAAUAAACGUAUGUCAACUAACCCUUUCCUAAAUGACAUGCUGCAAGGCACCCCUGACCAAAACAGCAACCAGAAUUCAGCAAAGGCUUUGUGUUUUGGUAAUCUCUCACCUCCCAUCUCAAACACCAGCAGCACUAUUAAUAUUAAUGUUUUUGAAAGUGGGCUGUGUGACACAAAAAGUAUUAGCCCUGGCUCAGGAAUUGGCCCAAAUUUUCGCAGAGACAAUCCGUUUUUUAGAAGCAAGCGCUGCUACAGCAUGUCAGAACUGUCUGUCCUACAGUCCCUGUCUGAUGGGAAUCAAGGUUCUUUUAGUUUUUUUGGUGGCAUGAAGUCACCUAAACCUGAGCAUUAUCAAAGUAGAGAGGAUUUCAAAACAGCAUGGCUAAAUCACCGUAAACUUACACGAUCCUGCCAUGACCUGGACUCCAUUGGACAAAACCCAGGUUGGGGCCAAACCCAGCCAAUAGAGACCAACAUUGUAUGCAAUCUGGACAGUUCUGGUGGUGCCGUGGAGCUGCCAAAUACCAGUAUCAGUAUACAUAUUCCUGAGGGUCACGUUGCACCGGGUGAGACUCAACAGAUAUCACUGAAAGCCCUUCUGGACCCACCGUUGGAGCUUAACAACGAUAGAUGUACUACCGUAAGUCCAGUGGUAGAAGUAAAACUCAGUAACAUGGAAACCAAGACCCCAGUCACUUUAGAGAUGAAGGUGUCUGUUGUAGUGAAGAUAGAGAGCCGCAAAACCACAGAGGUGGUGUGUGUGAGAAGCGACUUCAAGGAAGGUCCGUAUGUCCCGAUUCCACAUGUAUACAUGUAUGGAGACACAGUUCAAGUGACUCUGGACAAUUUAGAGCCUUGCAUGUAUGUCUCUGUAGUUGCCCAAGCACAAACAGUGGCCCCAUACAACACAGUCUGGGAACAUGUCGUAAAAAAGGUCACUCUUGGGGUAUACGGGCCAAAGCACAUCCACCCGUCCUUCAAGACAGUGGUGGCCAUUUUUGGCCAUGACUGUGCCCCAAAGACGUUGCUAGUGAGUGACGCGAAAAAGCACUCACAGUCAACUCUACCUGUCAUCCUCCAACUCUGGGGAAAGCACCAGUUUGUAUUAACAAAACCUCAAGACCUUCAGGUUGGCGUGUAUUCAAACAUGUCCAAUUUUGAACUGAGAGCCAAUGAACAGGCAAGAACCGUGAGGGGAUUUCAGAUCAAACUUGGCAAAGUGGCCCGCCUCAUCUACAUGAUCGCAGCACGCGAUUCAACUGACAUUUCAGACUUUACUUUGCGUAUUCAGGUCAAGGAUGAUAAGGACUGUAUCUUGGCCCAGUUUUGCGUUCAGACCCCAACCCCACCACCAAAAACAAGCACAAGAAGCUCCGUUCAAAGGCGCUUCCUCAAGAAAAAGGAAGUGAACAAAAUCAUACUGUCUCCUCUUGCAGCGACCGCAAAGUGCCCUGUGUUUCAGGACAGACUAGUCAAAAACCAAAAAUUUGCUAAGUUUCUGAAAACUGUUGUAAGACAGUCCAAAGGUCUGUAUUUGCUAGAGUAUCUUAAAGGCGAUGUAGUGGCCCUUUUGAGUGAAGAAAAAAUAAAACUUAAAGGACAUCUAUGGACCAAAGAGUGGUACAUCGGAUACUACAAUGGAAGAAUUGGGUUGGUGCAUGCAAAAAACAUUCUAAUCAUGGGAAAAGUUAAACCUGUUAAUUUCAAAGGGCCUGAUCUUACAACUACAAUCCUUUUAGAGCAGAUCCUAAAGCCCUGCAUGUGUCUGACGUAUGUCUAUGCAUCUGUGCGGACAAUACUGAUGGAAAACGUGGCGAGUUGGAGAGUGUUUGCUGACGCUUUGGACUACGUAAAUCUGCCUCUGACACAUUUCUGUCGGACAGAGGCAGAAAGUGAGCCUGAAAAAGUGGCUUCUGUUCUUGAGAAGCUCAAGGAAGACUGCAACGCAGCUGAGGGCAAGGAGAGGAAGUCUUUCCAGAAGGAACUCAUGAAGGCUCUUCUGAAGAUGGACUGUCAGGGCCUGGUGGCACGGCUGGUCAUGGACUUUGUGCUGUUGACUACAGCGGUGGAGGUGGCGGGUCGCUGGAGGGAGCUUGCUGAGAGACUGGCUAAAGUGUCCCGGCAGCAGAUGGAAGCGUAUGAAGCUCCACACAGAGACAGCAGGGGACAACUGGACAGUGAGGCCAUGUGGAAACCUGCCUAUGACUUCCUGGUCACGUGGGCAGCCCAGAUUGGGGACAGUUACAGGGAUGUGAUUCAAGAACUUCACACUGGAUUGGACAAAAUGAAGAACCCUAUUACCAAGCGCUGGAGGCACAUCACAGGCUCCCUCAUCCUUGUCAACUGUCUGGAUCUUCUACGGAGCUCCGCUUUCAGCCCCUGCUCUCAAGAUGACUGCGCCAUAUAAAGACUGCUUACAUCGCCUGACGUUUACAAGACCCAGACAGACCUGAUUUCAAUUUUAUUCAUUGUGUUGUUUUUAAUAUUCUUAAAAGCACUUAUAUGUUUGCACAAUAGAUUUGUUGCACAGUAAAUUGUACAUUGAACCAAAUUACUGAAAAGUGUAGGCCUAUUGCUGAUGUUUUAAUACAAGCAAAGGUCUCUAUCUCAUGUAAAACUUUAAUGUAAAAUAAGAUAUGAUUGUUCAGAUUUUUUAUUCAUUGCAUAUCAUCAUGAUUUUAUACUUAUACUAAAUUUUGCACAAAAGAUACACUUUUACAUACUUCUACAUUUUUCACUAAUACUGUAACAAUCGUACUCUUUUAUGUUUUGCGAUGCCAACACUGUAUGCUAAACUGCCUGUUUUACUUUGCUCUAAGUGUCUAUUGUUUAUGUUGUUUAGUUUUAAGUCGCCUGAUGUUUUUAUAAGUGAAAGUAAAUGUUAGGAUGAAAAGUAAAAUGGAAAAAUAAAACAUUAUCAGCUUAAUAAAGAUAUACACCACAUAAUAAAGUAAUGGGAUCACUUUAGUCCACUUGUAAAUAAAACGUAAAACUCAAACUCUUCCAUCAGCACAUGUUGGCCUAUAACUAAAUCAUCUAGUCAUCAGUUUACAGAUAUUAAAAGAUUUACUCACCAUUAAUUUGGGACGCUGGAGGCGGAACAUUUGCCUUUUGACCAUUUUAGUGUGUGUUGUUAUUUAAACGUCUCCGCUUUGUUAAUAAGUUCCGUAUAAACUCCGUUUAUACAUUUGGAACACUCGUUGUAUUGCAAUAGUAAUGUAACUUUCAUUUAUGGCGCACAAUUUUAAAUUUACAGUUCAAGGAUUUCAACUACAAGGUGCAGCGGAAGUCGAAACGUUUUUGCGCGUGCUGCUAUCCCGCCUUCAGGUGCGUACGAAUUAAAGCUGCCGCGGAGUUUGGUGUGUCUUGAUAAGAAUGUUGGCCUACUAUCAAAGAUUUCUGAUUAAAUGACGAGUGAUUCUUGUUUGAUAUUGAUGUCAUCGUAAAUGGCUUUAAUUUGUGCAGAAUAUACGAAGAUAGCAGAAAAACUGUUAUUUAAAAAAGUCCAUUUGAUUGUUAUGAUAAUUCCAAACAGCACUGUUUUCCCCCCAAAAUGCACAUUAUAUUCAUAAGAUUUAGUUUGAUGUUCCAAGGGAUGGUCCAUGU
This is a messenger RNA of Sinocyclocheilus rhinocerous, 4243 nucleotides long. RefSeq names its product SH3-domain binding protein 4 (gene sh3bp4). The transcript is spliced from 5 exons. Gene Ontology annotation, molecular function: protein binding. Gene Ontology annotation, cellular component: cytoplasm. NCBI's taxonomy places the organism in Eukaryota, Metazoa, Chordata, Actinopteri, Cypriniformes, Cyprinidae. The record is from RefSeq and is a predicted model, not a curated record. Bases 156 to 3044 code for a protein of 962 amino acids.